Hipposideros armiger (great roundleaf bat) is the source of this 1177-nucleotide messenger RNA. RefSeq names its product colony stimulating factor 2 (gene CSF2). Gene Ontology annotation, cellular component: extracellular region. The record is from RefSeq and is a predicted model, not a curated record. Gene Ontology annotation, biological process: myeloid cell differentiation; immune response. The coding region runs from base 494 to 904 and encodes 136 amino acids. The transcript has 5 exons. Gene Ontology annotation, molecular function: cytokine activity; granulocyte macrophage colony-stimulating factor receptor binding; growth factor activity. NCBI's taxonomy places the organism in Eukaryota, Metazoa, Chordata, Mammalia, Chiroptera, Hipposideridae.
UGGAGCUGGAGGUGGGCUAGGGCAGGAGCCAUGUAGGACAUUAAGCCUUGAACUCCUUGGUAGAGAGGACAUUGUCCCUUGUACCUGGUGUGGAUGCAGCCACGACCCCGCAGCCGGCCCCUGGAGCUCCUGGUGCCUGCCAGGGACCGUAAGUAGGAGUGCAGUGCCCACCUCAGAGGGGCAGUCUGCCCUGCAGAGGGAGGUGAGGCUCAUAUAGCUCAGAGGGAAGAGUCACUCAGCCAGAUGGUGCUGGAGCCAGGAUUCAUACUCAGGGUCCUGACCACUCUGCAGGCCCAACUCCCCUCUGCAGCUGGGGGGUUGAAUACGGCUACCGAAACCAGGAUUGGCUGUCACUCCCUCUGCUCACAGGGUCUGUAGGGAAGAGGUCCCUGGCUGAGGACAGCUUGCCAACUGCCCUGGGUCCUUGGUUGGCUGAGAGCUCUUUUGCCAGUGAGCCCAGUGCUCAGAGAGAAAGGCUAAAGUCCUCAGAAGGAUGUGGCUGCGGAACCUGCUUCUCCUGGGCACUGUGGUCUACAGCAUCUCCGCACCCACCAGGCCCUUUCAACACAUGGAUGCCAUCAGGGAGGCCCAGAUCCUUCUGAACGAGAGCAGCAAGACUGCUGCUGUGACGAAUGAAACAGUAGAAGUUGUGUCUGAAAUGUUUGACCCCCAGAAGCCGACAUGCCUGCAGCAGCACCUGGAGCUGUACACAAAGGGCCUGCGGGGCAACCUCACCAAGCUCAGCAGCACCUUGACCUUGAUAGCCAGUUACUACAAGCAGCACUUCUCCUUUGCCCCGGAAAUUUCCUGUGAAACCGAGAUUGUCACCUUGAAAGCUUUCAAAGAGAAGCUGUAUAAAUUUCUGGUUAUCAUCCCCCUUGUCUGGGAGCCAGCCCAGAAAUGAGGCGACCAGUCCAGGAGCCAGUCCUCGGAGCUUACCUCGCAGACUGCUGCCCUCUGACAGACAAAGAGCCAAAACUCAGGAUCUUCACCUUGGAGGGACUACAGGGUGGGCCAGGACCCUGGCGGCCAUGGACUUGCUCUGAGCCAUGCUGACUCUAAUAUCGGCGUGGUAGGGAGGGGUGAAUGUUUACACUGGCAGGGACCCAUAAUAUUUAUUUAUAUAUUUAUGUAUUUUAAUAUUUAUUUAUUUAUUUAAGCUUAUAUGUCAUAUUUA